CCCGGAUGGAACGGAAAAGGCGGCGGGGGAAUCCACUGUAUAGUGGAGCUUUUCAAAGGACAUACAGUGUGAGUCGGAUAUGGAUCUGCUCUGCUGGGGUAGUGGGGAGCUUGGCCAGACUGGACGUGGCAGGCCAGGGGAUGUCGGUCCAGAGGAGGCUCAUCUGAGAGAGUUCACAUCGGCAAGGCUCGGCACAGUGAAGCUGCUUGCAUGUGGAUCCAGUCACUCCAUAGUGGUUACAGUGGACAACAAGAUCUUUGCGUGGGGAAAUGGCACCAGUGGACAGCUUGGAGAUGGAGAGAGGGCAAUAAAGGACCAGAUCGUCGAGGUUAAGUUGCCAAAGGAACUGAAUGCUGAAGGACGGGACACAGAUGUGGAUGUCGACAUUAUAGUCGGUGUGGCCUGUGGAAGCAGACAUUCCUUCCUGUGGACUCAAACUGGACAGGCCUACAGUUUUGGGAACAACUUUUAUGCCCAGCUAGGCUAUGACUUCCAGAGGGCUGACUUUAAAGAGCACCAGCUGGCACCGCGUUUGUUCCAGAAUCUUCCAUCACCUCUGAAAAUAUCUCAAGUGGCCUGCGGAGAGCGACACACUCUGUUUGCGCUGGAGGAUGGCAGUGUGGCGGCAUGUGGGCAGAAUGAUUAUGGACAAAUUGGCAGUGGUUCUAAUGAAAAUGUGGUCGUCCCACGCUUUGUGGAGUGUGUGGGCCAUGUGUCGAAGGUCGCCUGUGGGGCGAACCACAAUCUUGUUCUGACAGGUGACGGCAGGUUGUUUCAGUGGGGCUGUGGACGGGCAUGUGGGAACAUAAAGAGCAACAUCAUGCUCCCAGAGGAAGUGACGCUACCAAACUUGCCAUACAUGCAGACGUAG
This is a messenger RNA of Toxotes jaculatrix (banded archerfish), 871 nucleotides long. Its product is annotated as ultraviolet-B receptor UVR8-like. The transcript is spliced from 8 exons. Bases 80 to 871 code for a protein of 263 amino acids. Lineage: Eukaryota; Metazoa; Chordata; Actinopteri; Toxotidae. The record is from RefSeq and is a predicted model, not a curated record.